Messenger RNA from Strongylocentrotus purpuratus (purple sea urchin), 2151 nucleotides. Its product is annotated as protein phosphatase 1 regulatory subunit 3B-B. The record is from RefSeq and is a predicted model, not a curated record. The transcript is spliced from 2 exons. Gene Ontology annotation, biological process: regulation of glycogen biosynthetic process. Gene Ontology annotation, molecular function: glycogen binding; protein phosphatase 1 binding. The coding region runs from base 244 to 1311 and encodes 355 amino acids. Gene Ontology annotation, cellular component: protein phosphatase type 1 complex. Lineage: Eukaryota; Metazoa; Echinodermata; Echinoidea; Camarodonta; Strongylocentrotidae.
UCAUCAAUUUGCAAUUUCUACCUAACUUCGUGCGGAGCAUGCAUCGUUGCAAAUUUUACGACAAACGGUCCGUUUAUUGAUGAACUCUUCGUGGAUGUAGUUAGUUUUGCUUUGAUUAUGUUGUCUUGACUUUUUAUUUGCCUUUCUCCACUUCCAGGAAUAACUGUGAGCUUCAGAAGUGCUCUGCUGUUAUGCUGACAUCAUCCAAGAUUCCUGGAACAUAGCUUCUCCAAGCUGUUUGAUAUGCCUGCCAGAAUUUCAGGGUUUGGAGCCAUACCUUUUUGUGACAUGCCAAUGGACACGAUACUUCUAAGUUCCAGUCCACCUGGCCUAGGUUGCUUCCCCACAGCAAAUUCUUUGGGAUAUUACCAUCAGAGAGUUCCUCCAAAAGGUGGAUUCAGUAUGGGGAUCGGAUUGAAGGGAGAUUUCCUGAUGCAAAUGCAGCGAGACAGAAGAAAACUACCUCUUCGCUCAUGUAUCAAGAGCAGAACUGUAACCAAUGGCUAUGAUUAUCGAAAGAACAGUCUAGAUAAUAUGACGAGAAGUGCUGUUUGCAUGACGAACGGUAAAGCGGCCCAAAGUCCUGGCUUACAUCGGAGAAACGAGCUGAAAUCGAAGCCUGAGAUUAGGGCGUGUAAUGGGAAAGAGAAAAAGAAGGUAUCUUUUGCAGAUGCUCAGGGGUAUUCACUCCAGACUGUGAAGUUUAUGGAUGGGCCAAGCAAUAUGCCUCCCAAGUUGAGCAUUCACUUACUUGAUGAUGUCAUUCAAAAUGCUGAAGCAAAGCCUACGAACCCUUACACUUACGUGCCCGACUUUGAACAGCCCGCAUCUAAUUAUUUAGAGUUUCGAAAGAGGCUGGAGAGUGAGACUGUGUGUCUGGAGAAUGUGAUGAUCAAAGAUAACAUCACAGUCGUAGGUACCAUCAAAGUGAAGAACAUUUCUUUCGAGAAAUCCGUCUUCAUUCGGGCUACGUUCGACGAAUGGGAGACGCACAUAGACGUACCGGGAUCAUACGUGUUCCCUAGUCAAGCAUCAAACUCGUAUGACAAAUUUGAUACGUUCUCGUUCAGUCUCGACAUGCCACCCAACCAUGGGGGAAAGAGUCUGGCAUUCUGUGUCUGUUACACCGCAAACAAUCAGAGUUUCUGGGAUAGCAACCAUGGAAAUAACUACAAAAUCGUCACAGACAAGGAAAAGGAUUUUGUGCAAAAUCGAGAACAACUUUCAUUAAAAACCUUGAGUGGGGGUCGAUCGUAUGGACAGUUUUCAUACUGGCAGGUCGCUGGCCAGGAAGAACGACCGUAUUGGUGACAGAGGGCUGAUAAUUAUUGCAAGUGUAAUUGAAUAAUAGAAUACGCCAAAGUUUAUGCCUUUGGAAAUAUUUAGGGUUAUAUUUUUCUUUAUAAUACUGUAUUUUCAAUGAGUGAGUAGCACUGAUAUAUUAUAUAUUGAUUAAUAUUUAUUAUGUGUGAUGAUGGUAAUUUGAUGACAAUUUAUUGUAGUAUUAUUGCAAGUCUUAACAUUUUGGAUGCAGUCAUGUCAAGAUUAAUACACGUACCGUACAGUCAGGUGUAUCUCGCAAAUAACAGGAUUUGUUAAGGAUGGGCUACAUUUCACAUUUAAUCUAUCCUGGAUUCAGUACAUGCAUAUGCGUACCAAGUAUAUUAGUUGCUUUGAUAUGAUUAUUUGUGCUUUUGGGCAAACACAAGUUGAAAGAAUUUUUGUUCAUUUUAAAUCUGUAGGAGACUGGCACCUUACAUUAUUUUUCUACUGCAUGCAAAAUGAUGCAAUGUCAUGCAUAUUCCUAGGUUUUAGUCAAAAAUUACAUUUAAACCAGUCGACUGAUAAAUGACAACUCAAAUUAUCAUGCGUAGUUAUCUACAUACAUAUCCAGCUAUGAUUCUGAAAUAUCUACACAAUAUUCUUCAAGUCCAACAAAAGUCCUACUACUUAAUGUGCUUUACUUGCUUUUGAGCUGUGAUUUGGGGUUUUGUGCAACUGCAGUGCUAGAUCAUACCAGGUAUUCAUAGUUGGAUACAGAUAUAAUUUCUGACUUCUAAGUUCUAUUAACUUACAUAUGUAGGUUUAAAUUAAUGUUUGUAUUGAUAACAAUUAAUGGAGGUUGGUUGGAACUUGGAAAACCAUACAGUA